Molecule: messenger RNA, 2292 nt
Organism: Plenodomus lingam JN3
Lineage: Eukaryota; Fungi; Ascomycota; Dothideomycetes; Pleosporales; Leptosphaeriaceae
Source: RefSeq, a predicted model, not a curated record
AUGCAGGAAGCAACAGACUCGAGACCUGACGGGAAGGAUGAUAGUUGCAUGCCCAUUCACCAUGUACCUUGCACCAACAUCCCCCGCAUCCAACCCCCGCUCCGGCCGUACUUGGGUGUAUAUCUCCUAGUGCUGACUGGAACCGUGCAAGGCGAUCGCGCAUCUACUUGUCUGUAUGCAUACAAGCAACGAGUCGGUCUUGUCCAUGUCUCCCGUCAAGCGCAGAUUGGUGCAGGGCAAGCCAAGAAUAGAAUACCAACUAGGACUAGCGCAAUGCACAAGCGCGUCUCGUCAAGUCUGUCUCGCGGAGUUUGGCAGCCGCGAGCGGAGAAAGGGCCGGAAGGACCGAGGCCCUUUUUGCAUCUGCGAGUCGAUGGCGACUCCACAUGCGUUGGGGAUGAGGUUGUGUAUGCAGAUGUCAUGGCGUCGCGAUGGGAUAUCGUGUCAUGCGGGUGGCCGCGUGCAUGCGACCCUCUGGUUCGUCCGAGGCAUUUGGCAAAGGCUGUCAAUCCGGAUACUAGAGUAGCGUCCACACCCUUUUUGUCCAGCAUAGCCCGGCUUCCCAGCCUCGACAAUGUCUUCAGCCAGAGGCAAGAAAGCGGGUGGGCCAAUAUGAACGGCCUGACACUAGCGAGCCUACACAAGUACUGGCCUACCUCACCCCCCACGCACGACUCGAGGAAAAAGGGCAUUCUCGAACCGCCCGCCCACCAUACUUGGAUCUGUGCCUUUCGAAACCCCGGAUCCCUACACUGGUCUCCGAUUCAUCGCCUGGCCCGUUCAGCCCACUUUCUGGGAGCCCUGUUGGAGAGCUUUUGGAUUUGGACUGCGCUUGCCUCGCUCGACCAAGACCAAAGUGGUCGCCUGCAUUGUGACAGCUGCACUCCGCAUUCUAGCACCCUUACACGACAUUCAACCUCUGCCCAGCCCGUCGCAAACAUGGUUCGCACCGCUUUCUCGGCUGCAUUGGCCGCUGCAGCCCUGGUGCGCACUGCAUAUGCUGCCGGCGCAAAGUGCACAAAAGACAGCCAUUGUCCUCAAGACACGCCUUGCUGCUCCCUCUAUGGCGACUGCGGUGUCGGCGCUUUCUGUCUGGGAGGAUGCGAUCCGCUCAUGUCCCACUCCUUCGACUCGUGUGUCCCAGGCCCAGUGUGCAAGUCUGGCACCUACACGCUCGACUCUCUCGACGACGUGCAGACCAUUGACAAGUACCUCGGCGAUGCCUCCAAGAUCAACUGGCAGUCGCAGGGCAUGCCCGCCAUCUACACGGACCCCAAUGGCAAAAAGUCGACGCUCUUGACCAUGGCCCAAGGCACCGUCGGCACCCUCCUCGCAUCAACACACUACGUCUGGUACGGCAAGAUUUGCUCCAAGCUCUCUACCGCACAGGGCAAAGGUGUCGUUACAGCCUUUAUCCUCAUGUCGGAUGUCAAGGAUGAAAUCGAUUUCGAGUGGGUCGGUGUGGACACCGGACAUGUGCAGUCCAACUUUUACUCUCAGGGUGUCACAGUCUACACAAAUGGCAAGAACCUCACCGUCCCCGACCAAGACACGGCCUCCACCAUGCAUGAAUACUGCAUAGACUGGACCACAGACUCGCUCACCUGGUCCAUCAACGGCAAAGACCAACGCACCCUAAACCGCAAAGACACUUGGAACGCCACGUCGAACCGCUUCGACUACCCCCAAACCCCCGCCCGCAUCAUGCUCUCCCUCUGGCCCGCCGGCCUCCCCACCAACGAAAAAGGCACCAUAGAAUGGGCGGGCGGCGAAAUCGACUGGAACAGCCCGUACAUGGAAAACGGAUACUACUACGCCCGCUUCUCCGAAGUCACGGUCGAAUGCUACGACCCACCCCCCAACGCGCAGAAAAAGGGCAGCAAAACCUACAAAUACACCGACGAGGCUGGUACGAACAAUACCGUCGCCAUCACCGACGACGAGGUCAUCCUCGGCUCCCUCAUGGGCACCGGCGAAAACCCAGGCGAACCCCCAAAGAGCGGCGACGCACAGCCUACCAAUAGCAUUGCCAUGGUGCCGGGUGGCAAUCCCGGUGCCGGCGCCGCCAACCAGGUCGAACAGACGCCUGCAGCUGAUCAGGCCGCCGGCGGCGCCGGCGCUAAUCCCGCUCAGCAGACGGGCGGCGCGACGCAAGGGGGUGAUGUCCAGACUGGGUUUACACAGGGUGGUUCGUCGGUUGCGACGGGUUCGGCGCCCGAGGGGGGCUUAAACCGGCUGGGUGGGAGUGUGGUGGCUGUUGUGGUGGCCAUUUUGGCGCUUGUGGCCAUGUAG